This is a messenger RNA of Trichogramma pretiosum, 1271 nucleotides long. RefSeq names its product eukaryotic translation initiation factor 3 subunit I-like. The transcript has 4 exons. Gene Ontology annotation, cellular component: eukaryotic translation initiation factor 3 complex, eIF3m; cytoplasm. Gene Ontology annotation, molecular function: translation initiation factor activity; RNA binding; protein binding. Gene Ontology annotation, biological process: cytoplasmic translational initiation. Bases 108 to 1115 code for a protein of 335 amino acids. The record is from RefSeq and is a predicted model, not a curated record. NCBI's taxonomy places the organism in Eukaryota, Metazoa, Arthropoda, Insecta, Hymenoptera, Trichogrammatidae.
UCUCGUCUCGUGGCAAUAAAGCUAUUCUGCCGCAUGAAAUAUUGUCGGCUUGUAAAAUAACAUAAGUAAUAAAAGUAAAGUUCGAAAGAACUUGAAAACCAUCCAAAAUGAAACCUCUUAUGUUACAUGGGCACGAGCGUGCCAUUACUAUGAUUAAAUUCAACAGAGAAGGAGAUUUAAUAUUUUCUGCUAGUAAAGACAAAAAACCAAAUGUCUGGUACUCUAUAAAUGGAGAAAGGCUAGGCACUUUCAAUGGACACAAUGGUUCAAUUUGGUGCAUUGAUGUCAACUGGGACACGACUCGUCUAUUGUCAGGCAGUGGUGAUAUGUCGCUCAGAUUAUGGGAUGUUCAGUUUGGCAAAGAAAUUAGCAAAUUAAGUACAAAAAGCUCAGUGAGAGCUUGUGGCUUCAGCUUUUCUGGAAAUUUAGCUGCUUAUGCCACUGACAAAGCUCUUGGUCAUAAUUGUGAAAUGUUUAUCAUUGAUAUAAGAACACCAGAACCUGUUCUUCAGAUAGAAGAUAACAUCUGCAGAACAAUGAUGGCUGAAUCUAGGAUAACAUCCCUACUUUGGGGUGCUUUGGAUGAAACAAUCAUCACAGGGCAUGAAAAUGGAACCAUAGCUAUUUGGGAUAGUAGGACUGGAAAAAAACUGAACUACGCUGAUGGACAUUCAGUACCUGGAAAUGAAAGACAAACCAAUUGUGCUAUAAAUGAUAUGCAAUUCAACAAAGAUGGCACAAUGUUUGUGACAGCUUCCAAAGAUCACACAGCAAAACUAUUUGAUAGUGAAGAUUUAACGGCAUUAAAAACAUACAAAACAGAACGUCCAGUCAAUUCAGCAACAAUUUCUCCUACUCAUGAUUACGUUGUUGUUGGUGGUGGUCAAGAUGCUAUGGAUGUAACAACAACAUCUGCAAAGCAAGGCAAAUUUGAUGCUCGUUUCUUCCACCUUGUUUUCGAAGAAGAAUUCGCAAGAUUAAAAGGUCAUUUCGGUCCAAUUAAUUCUCUAGCUUACCACCCGAAUGGGCGCACGCUCGCUACAGGCGGAGAAGACGGUUAUAUUCGUAUUAACAAUAUGGAUCAAUCAUACUUUGAUUAUCAAUUUGAAUAUUAGAUACUUGUUAAGGAAUAUUAUUUUAUAAUAACUAGGAAUUGUAAUUUUUGUAAAAAAUUUGAAUCAAAAAUGGAUUUAGAUUCUCGUAGAAGUAUAACUUCUAUUGUAAUAUUGAAUUCAAAUUAAUUAUAUAAUAAAAUACAAAAAAUUAAGAAA